Molecule: messenger RNA, 1908 nt
Organism: Papaver somniferum (opium poppy)
Lineage: Eukaryota; Viridiplantae; Streptophyta; Magnoliopsida; Ranunculales; Papaveraceae
Product: probable beta-1,4-xylosyltransferase IRX9H
Exons: 4
Coding region: 174-1457 (427 amino acids)
Biological process (GO): plant-type secondary cell wall biogenesis; glucuronoxylan biosynthetic process
Cellular component (GO): Golgi membrane
Molecular function (GO): galactosylgalactosylxylosylprotein 3-beta-glucuronosyltransferase activity; xylosyltransferase activity
Source: RefSeq, a predicted model, not a curated record
ACCACCGCACCCAAUCAUCAUCAUCAUUCCAUUUCCAAAUAAUAACAGUCCAAGUCCAACGAAUCUCAUUUAUAACAGAAAAAAAAUUCCCCUCACCUAAAUUCCAUUUGACUUCCGGCAGAAUCCAUUCAUUCUCCGAUCAUCUUCCCCAAUGAAUUAGGUCGGUGUUUUUCAUGGCAUCGAUUCGGCGAACACCAUAUCCAUCAUCACCAUUAUGCAAUGAUGGAAUUCCCAGAGUUGAAUCUCCAUCACAUAAGCUCCUCUACGGUUCGAAUUACUCACCAGCAACAUCCAGAUUUCGAAGAUUCUUAUCCGGAUUCUUCAUUCCAUCAUCGCAGAAGAAUUCGAAGAAACAAAUGAAAAGGUCAAUCACUCGAUUCUCAUUGUUUUUUGUAUUUGGAUUCUUAUUAGGUUUAACUCCAUUUGGUACUAUUGAUUUUGAUACUCAAUUCACCUAUAAUACUAGUCAACCACAAGAUUUCUCACUUGAUCAUCAUCAUACGCAAACUGUUAAUCGUGUUAUUAGAGAAAAUGUUGUAGCCGAUGGUGGCGGUGACGGUGUUGGUGGUGGUGGAAUUGGCAUUGGAGGUGUUGCAAUUGGCAUUGAAGGUGUUGCUGGUGGAGGAAUUGAGGAAACUGGUGGAAUUGGAGAUGAUGGAAUGGGUAAUGCUGUAAUACCAAAGAAACAAUUGAUAAUUGUGACGCCAACGUAUAAUCGAGCGUUACAAGCGUAUUUUCUACAUAGAUUAGGACAGACAUUGAGACUUGUUGAAGCGCCGUUAUUGUGGAUUGUUGUGGAAAUGAAUAUGUUGUCGAUGGAGACAGCAGGGAUUUUGAGGAAAAGUGGUGUUAUGUAUAGACAUCUUGUUUGUGCCAAGAAUAAUACGAAUGUCAAAGAUAGAGGUGUUCAUCAGAGGAAUACUGUUUUGCAGCAUAUUGAGCAGCAUAAGCUUGAUGGGAUUGUGUAUUUCGCAGAUGAUGAUAAUAUCUAUUCGCUCGAGUUGUUUCAAAGCUUGAGAGAGAUCAGCCGCUUCGGCACUUGGCCAGUUGCUAUGCUUGCUCAAAGCAAAGCCAAGGCGAUACUGGAAGGUCCUGUCUGCAAUGGAAGUCAGGUUAUCGGAUGGCAUACAAAUGAGAAGAGUAAGAGGCUUAGAAGGUUUCAUGUCGAUAUGUCAGGAUUUGCAUUCAAUAGCACCAUCCUUUGGGAUCCCAAGAAAUGGCAUCGCCCAACAUCAAAACCUGUGCGACAGCUGGACACAGUGAAGGAAGGGUUUCAAGAGACCACAUUUAUCGAGCAGGUGGUGGAGGAUGAAUAUCAAAUGGAAGGCAUACCUGAAGGUUGUUCAAGAGUCAUGAAUUGGCAUCUCCAUUUAGAUGCCCGUAAUCUCGUGUAUCCAGGAGGGUGGCAACUUCAAAAGAACCUUGACGCUGUUCUCCCUGUUUCAGAGUUUGGCUAAUUUCUCUGCAACCUUAUGCUUGAAUUGAAAGUACACUUGGAGCAGAUGAUGGCCCCGUCCUGAACUAUUUGGUAAAUUGCAAUAGAGAGGGACAUUAGCAAAUCAUACCAGAAGUGCCGGCAUACAACAGAAACAGGUAGAAGUCCUAAGCAUUUUGUAACUGUAAAUUAGCGAAUCACAGUCAGAAAAUUUCUUUCUGCCCAAUGUAUUUUUGUGUUUUGGGAAACGACUCAAAAUCUUGUUACCUGGGGAUGUGUCCAAGUCCCCUUUAGUCAGAUUCAUCAAAAGAUGUCAUUUACUGUUUUACUUUACAUUACAGAUAGGGUGGUUGUAUGUUUUACAGUAGCCAAGGUUAAUUUGGGAUUCGUAAUGAAUGAAACUGCAGUUCUGCUUUGCUAGCUGUAAGGGAAACUCAGUCCCCCAUCAACAAAGUAAUUCUUUUCUCUUGUUA